AUGCAGUCCAGCUGGCUUUCACUAAUAUGCAUAAUAUAUGGGUUAAUUCACUUUUGCACAUCUCUCAUGCACAACAUUUUUGUUGUGUACCAUGUUUAUGUAUUUGUUUCUUGCUUUGGUCUUUCUAAACUUUCAUUUUGGACCUCUGAAUUUUUGUUCCUUUUGUGGAAUGCAAUUAAUGACCCUAUAUUUGGCUGGCUCUUAGAUAAAAAAAUCCUAAGAGCUCGUUUUAUAAGCAUUUGUGGUCCAUUCCUAGGUCUUGCCUUCCUUUCUACAUGGUUCCCCCAUUGGUUACCCAACUUUCCGGGUCUUCGAUUUGUCAUAGUUUUGUGCACCUACGACACCGCUUUGACAUUGGUAGAGUUAAUGAAAAGUUCUCUUUUGGCAGAUUUAGCCGUCUCACAGGUAGACCGGUCGCGUCUAGGAAGUGCGGCCUCAGUAGGUAAUGCCCUCUCUCAUUCAAUCUCAAAUGGGUUUCAGGCUUGUGCCGUUCUUAUUACUAUUUUUUCGGCUGUUGGUUUGUUCUGUGGUGGGUUAUGGCUUGCCAAUAUGACAGAUCUGACAAUAGGUGCGCUUUCAUCAAGCAACCGUGUCUUCUCCGAGGGUAUUUGCAAGCUUUUGCCUCAAGUGAUAAGCGACCUUGUGGAUGAGGACCUCGUACUGAGUCGUCGACCACAGCCAGUGUCUGCUCUGGUCUUCGGAGCUACUUCAUUGCUGAGUCGACCGGGCCAGACUGCAGCGCCCCUCGUCGGCUCGCAUCUCGACGUGCUCCCGUCUCCACCCAGUGGAAUGGACCUCCGUACGGCCUGUUUCACUCUCGCCUGGUCCGUAGUCAUCGUGGUGGGUGUCAUUCAACUCUUGAUUUGGUCCCGGUAUCAGCUUCACGGCGUCAGCCUUGCUAGAAUAAAACGAGAACGACUUACUCUAACAGAGCCCAGUAGAUCUUGUGUUAACUGUGAGCAUCCUUCACCCCUUUUUAUGGGAAUCUGA
Messenger RNA from Mesocestoides corti, 990 nucleotides. The record is from the annotation of a GenBank genome assembly. NCBI's taxonomy places the organism in Eukaryota, Metazoa, Platyhelminthes, Cestoda, Cyclophyllidea, Mesocestoididae.